UAACAGUGCAACCUUCUCCCUUCAUGGUUUUUGUUUAUUUUAUAUUUAAUUUACAAGAUGUUACUAAAACAAAUUCUUGCCGGUAGGAAGAGAUCUGAUUUUGUGAUUAUCAAAGAUAACAUCAACUUCAACGGUUUAGCGAUUUUAAAGAGCUUUAUCGAAGAAGGAAAAGCGAGAAAUGUUGCAAUUCACUUGAUAUUGAGUGAAUAUGAAGUGACCAAUUUUGAUUUAAGCCCAAAUAUUGUGAUUCACAAGUAUUUUCCUGAUCCUUGGAGAUUACUUACCAUUAAUGAUGACCAAAAGAAUUUUGAACUCAUGGUUGACAACAUUUUUAACCAAAGUUUGACAUCAGGAGGGCCUGUUUUAAUUUUGAUUGAUUCAAUUGCUAGCAUUUUGAAUUAUGUUGAUCUGCAUACCUUCUGCAGUUGUAUUAGAAAAUUAACUACUGCUAACAAUAAAGAUAUUCCUGUCGCCCAGGUUGUUACUCUUUUACAUUCUGAACUCCUUCCUGAAGACUCCAAAGAAUUUAAGCAUUUAAAUUAUAUUGCUACUACUCAAAUAAAUUUAAGAUUAGAACCUGAUAAGAGAACCAUGUUGGAUUUGGUUUAUAGGCAGCUCAAUGGAAAAUUUCAAAAAGAGACUUACAGCUGUCAGUAUAACUCUACUAAAGAACUCCAAUAUGAAAUUAUAAAAGAUCCUCCAAAGAAUAAAAAGCCUGAAAGCGAUAAUAUUUUAGUUAAAACUACAUUUAAAUUAACAUUGGAAGAAAAAGAGAAAGAAUCCAGAAGACAAGUCAUUCUUCCAUAUAUCAAGACAAGUAACAAAGAGAGUAAAGGACGGAUUUAUUAUGAACCAGAUGCUAAUGAUGACUGGGACGACGAAGACCCUGAUGAUGAUCUGGAAAUUUAAUUCAAGCUUGGACAAUUCUUGAAUUACUAUCCAUUAAUUAAAGUACUCAUAUUCACUGAGUAUGAUUGUGUACAGUGUUAUGUAAAUAUUUGUUCUUGUUUAUAUUAUUUGUGAAUAAUAUUUGUAUAAUAAGAAGAUUAUAAUUUUUGUUUGAAUUAAACUACUCUCCCUUA
Nezara viridula (southern green stink bug) is the source of this 1082-nucleotide messenger RNA. NCBI's taxonomy places the organism in Eukaryota, Metazoa, Arthropoda, Insecta, Hemiptera, Pentatomidae. The record is from the annotation of a GenBank genome assembly.